Messenger RNA from Triticum turgidum subsp. durum (durum wheat), 2694 nucleotides. NCBI's taxonomy places the organism in Eukaryota, Viridiplantae, Streptophyta, Magnoliopsida, Poales, Poaceae. The record is from the annotation of a GenBank genome assembly.
AUGGCUGUCUACUAUAAGUUCAAGAGUGCCAGAGACUAUGACUCGAUCCCUAUCGAGGGGCAGUUCAUCUCGGUUCUCAACCUCAAGGAGAUGAUUUUUGAGUCCAAGCACCUUGGCAGAGGCACUGAUUUCGACCUCAUGAUCUCGAAUGCCCAGACUGAUGAAGAGUAUGCUGAUGAAUCUAUCAUGAUACCAAAGAACACUUCAGUGUUGAUUCGCCGGAUACCAGGACGCCCAAGGAUGCCAAUCGUUACUGAACCACAAGAGGCAAUAGCUGCAGAAAGUAGGGUAGAAGAAAUCGUGCCUUCUGGCAGCGCUUUUCUUGGUGAUUCAUCUAUGAAAUAUCCUGAAGAAUCUGAGUGGGAUGAUGAGUUCGGCAACUCUUUAUAUGUUUCUGAUUCAGUUCCUUCUCAGCCUGCUAGCCAGGCAAUUGACGCUUCUUCUGAAAAUCAAAUUGACGAAGAUAGUAAGAUAAAAGCCCUUAUUGAUACAGUGGCCGUUGACUAUAGCCAAAUUCCUGAUGGCUAUGGAUCCGGAAGAGGUUAUGGCAGAGGAAUGGGUGGGAGAAUGAUGGCUGGGCGUGGUUUUGGACGUGGGAUGGGUCGGCUAGAUAACAGGUCACCUCCUCCUGGCUAUAUUUGUCAUAGAUGUAAAGUACCAGGUCAUUUCAUUCAACAUUGCCCAACAAAUGGUGAUACUAGAUAUGACGUUAGAAGGAUGAAACCUCCAACUGGCAUCCCAAAAUCCAUGUUAAUGGCAACUCGAGAUGGCUCAUAUGCACUGCCAAGUGGGGCUGGUGCUGUUUUGAAGCCAAAUGAAGCUGCUUUUGAGAGGGAGAUAGAGGGCCUACCCACCACCCGAUCUCUCAGUGAUCUCCCGCCAGAGUUGCGUUGCCCGUUAUGUAAAGAAGUAAUGAAGGAUGCCGUUCUAACUAGUAAAUGCUGCUUUAAGAGUUUCUGUGAUAAAUGCAUUAGGGACUACAUAAUUAGCAAGUCAAUGUGUGUCUGUGGUGCCACAAGCAUAUUAGCAGACGAUCUUCUCCCCAAUAAAACUCUAAGAGAAACCAUCAGUCGCAUAUUAGAGGCACCACCAACUAGCAGUACAGAAAACGCGGGAAGCAUGGUGCAAAUACAGGACAUGGAGUCGGCUCUACCUGUACCACCCAAGGUUAGGUCUCCUGCUGUUUCUGCUGCUUCAAAAGAAGAACCUAAAGCACUGAUGCCAGUAGAGGAAUCACCAGACGCUGAGAGCCAGAGCGGAUUGAAAGCUAACAUUGAUGUGAGUUCUUCAGAUAAUAAGGUUACCACAAUUCCAGAUAUCACUGAAGCGACAAUGGACUCUAAGAACAGCAAAAAGGAAAAAACACCAGAAAUGAUUCAUGUCGCAAAAGAGUCACAGGAAAAAUUGCCUGCAGGCGAACAAGCAGUAAAGAAGAAAAAGAAGAAGAAGGUGCGAGCACCAGGGAAUGCCGAGGAGCAAUGGAAUAAUAAUUAUCAAGAUUUUGGACCUGAAAAUUUUGCUGGAAUGCCUUUGGGCCCGCAAGGAGGUUUUAACCCUUACUGGGGAGGAGGGAUGCCAUUGCCAAUAGAUUACAUGGGUGCACCAUUUCCAGGUCCCAUGCCUUACAUGGGCUAUCCUCCACCAGGUCCAUUUGAUCCUUUUGGUGGGGGAGUUCUUCCACAAGAUCCAUUUAUGCCCCCGGCAUACAUGAUGCCAACAGUUCCUAGGGACCUUUCUGAAUUAGCUGUUAACAGUAUGGGAAUGAACAUGGGGCCACCAGUUGUGAGAAGAGACGAAUUUCAGCUCAGGAAACCAGAUGGGAGGAGACAUGAAAUGGAUCGAUUAAACGGAAGGGACCGGGACCGGGAUCGGGAUCGGGAGCAUGAACAUUCCCGCGAGAGGGAAAGGGAGCGGGAGAGGGAGAGGCAGAGGGAGCGAGACCGUGAUGGUGAUCGAGAUCGAGACAGAGACCGGGGCAGGGAGUAUCGAAGGGAAGCAAGGGAAUCAUCAGGAGCCGUAAACGAUAGUACAUCGAUGAGACCUAAGGAUAGGUCGAGGCCCCAGGCGGACAGGUCGGAGCGCGCACUGCCGCCGCCGCCACACAGCCCCGACCGGCACUCGCGUCGCUCCCCGCACCGCUCCUCCAGCUCCGGCAAGAAGCGCUCCUCGUCCGACCACUACGACGACCUGCCCCUCCCGCCUCCGCCGCCACCGGCGUCGCGACACGAGGCAGAGCACGCGAAGGCGGCGGCUGCUGCUGCAGCAGACCAGCGGUCCAAGGCCAAGGCCAGCGUCUUCUCCCGCAUCAGCUUCCCCGGCGAGGCCAAUACCUCCGACCCCAAGCGCAGCCGCAGGUCGUCCUCCGACAAGCGCCCUGCAUCCUCGUCGUCUUCAUCCAAGAGAAGCGUCGCUGCCGCCGCAGCUGCCGAGGAGAGCGACAGCCGUCACCACCAUCAGGAGACGGUCUUGGCGGCGGAGGAGGAGAGGCGGAGACCCGCGCCUACGGAGUACGACGACGAGGAGCAGUCGAGCGAGGAGGAGAAGCAUUUCAAGAGGAGGCCGUCGUCCUCCAGGCGGGAGGGGGAGCGCUCGCGGCAGCACGAGGAGCCGCGGCACUCGCGGCGGUCUAGGGAGCGCGGGGACGGCCACCACCACAACCACAGCCACAGCGGUGGCGCACACAAGCGCCGGUGA